UUGGUUUCAUCAGACCAGAGAAUCUUGUUUCUCAUGGCCUGAGAGUCCUUUAGGUGUCUUUUGGCAAACUCCAAGUGGGCUGUCAUGUGCUUUUUACUGGGGAGAGGCAUCCAUCUGGCCACUCUACCAUAAAGACCUGAUUGGUGGAGUGCUACAGAGAUGGUUGUCCUUCUGGAAGUUUCACCCAUCUCCACAGAGGAACUCUGGAGCUCUGUCAGGGUGACCAUCGGGUUAUUGGUCACCUGCCUGGCCAAGGCUCUUCUCCCCUGAUUGCUCAGUUUGACCAGGCUGCCAGCUCUGGGAAGAGUCUUGGUGGAACCAAACGUUUUCCAUUUAAGAAAGAUGGAGGCCACUAUGUUCUUGGGGACCUUCAAUGCAGAAUUGUUUUGGUAAAAUUCCCCAGAUCUGUGCCACGACACAAUCCUGUCUCGGAGCUUGGUUUUGCUCUGACAUGCAAUGUCAACUGUGGGACCUUAUAGAGACAGGUGUGUGCCUUUCCUAAUUAUGUCCAAUCAAUUGAAUGUACCACAGGUGGACUCCAAUCAAAUAUUUAAAAAAAAAACUGUUUUCAGUUGAUCAUUAGGGGGUUUUGUGUGUAGAUUGAUGAGGAAAACAUGUAUUUAAUCAUUUUUAGAAUAAGACUAACGUAACAAAAUGUGGAAAACUGAAGGGGUCUGAAUACUUUGAUUAUAUUUCUCUAUAGGCUAUAGGCUACAUGUGCAGCACCAAGUCAGAACAAAUUAUUAGGGUGAGGAACAUGAGCUACGAACAGCUUACUACACAACAUACACUUAGUAUUACUUCCUUAGCUACAGUAUACACAUCUCCCUGGCAUAUUACUACACAACAUACACUUAGUAUUACUUCCUUAGCUACAGUAUACACAUCUCCCUGGCAUAUUACUACACAACAUACACUUAGUAUUACUUCCUUAGCUACAGUAUACACAUCUCCCUGGCAUAUUACUACACAACAUACACUUAGUAUUACUUCCUUAGCUACAGUAUACACAUCUCCCUGGCAUAUUACUACACAACAUACACUUAGUAUAACUUCCUUAGCUACAGUAUACACAUCUCCCUGGCAUAUUACUACACGACAUACACUUAGUAUAACUUCCUUAGCUACAGUAUACACAUCUCCCUGGCAUAUUACUACACAACAUACACUUAGUAUUACUUCCUUAGCUACAGUAUACACAUCUCCCUGGCAUAUUACUACACAACAUACACUUAGUAUUACUUCCUUAGCUACAGUAUACAUAUAUUACAUCAUUUAUGCAGCAGCAGAUAAUACAUUUUUGGACUCAGCUUGUUGUUCUGCUCACUUGAACAGGAAGGUGGCACGGCAGUCCUUUGUGGGAAAAUUCCAUAAUCAACCUUUGUCAUCAUAGUCUGGCAUUCUCUAGAUUUAUGAUGCUUUCAAGACAACUGGGAACUGAAAAAAAAACAAGGUUGAAUCAUGACGUCAGUGAUCUUCAGGUCAGAGCUCUAGAAAGAGGCCCGAGUUCCCGACUUGCAAUUCUGAGUUGGAUGACCGUCAGAACGUAUUUUUCCAGUCGGAGCUCAUUUUUUUCUGAGUUCCCAGAACAAGUUGUCUUGAACUCACUGAUGUCAGAUUUCCCAGUUCUGAGUUUCCAUUUGUUUUGAGCUCGGUAGAAGUCGUGUUGGAUUGACAGCAAGGCCAAUGUUGAAUGGUUAUCCGUUUAAGCUUGGAAAACAGACCCUUAAACCCAGACUUGGGACCAAAGACCCACUCCACUGAAUAGCAGGCUAGUGAUUGCUUUGCAAUGCUUGCAGUUAGCCACUGAUUCCUUCCAAACCACUCAUUGUUGAACUAACGAUUUCCAACUUGUUGUGUAAUGUUUGUCCAAUGGCCGUUGAGCACCGAUAUGUUUUAUCUAUAAUUUCUCAUCAUUAAUUAUCUUCAUAUGACAAGGAUUGAAAAGGAUUUGCUUGUAGAUUGUCGACUUGAUUCGUGACUGCUAGUUUGCUAGCUAAGAUUUUGAAAGUAUGAUGUUGACAUGAUUAGUACAAUCAAAGCUUCGGUAGAUAUAACGUGAUUUGACGUCAUUUUAUCUGUGACCAAUGAUUUUGAGCCUUCUUGGAUGGGCACUACUAAUGUAACUCUAUGGCAGCACCCAAGGGGGCUUGAAUGUUCAAGCUCUACCCUUUUGAAUUUGGAGGUGACAUAGUGUCCCCAUGAGUGACAGAACACUGAGCCAAUCACGGCGCAUCUAGAGAACAUUACCAACCCCUACGCUCCAUAUUUUCCGCUGGCUGCCUCACCACCACAGAAAGCACUGAGCUAGGCUGAAACACCUGCAUUUUGGAGCUUAACCCAACGUCAACAGUGAAGAGGUGACUCUGUUCCUCUGUCCAGUGUCUGUGUUCUUUUGCCCAUCUUCAUCUUUUCUUUUUAUUGGCCAGUCUGAGAUAUGGCUUUUUCUUUGAAACUCUGCCUAGAAUGGCAGCAUCCCGGAGUCGCCUCUUCACUGUUGACGUUGAGAAUGAUAUUUUGCUGGUACUAUUUUUAAUGAAGCUGCCAGUUGAGGACUUGUGAGGCGUCUGUUUCUCAAACUAGACACUCUAAUGUACUUGUCCUCUUGCUCAGUUGUGCACCGGGGCCUCCCACUCCUCUUUCUAUUCCGGUUAGAGCCAGUUUGCGCUGUUCUGUGAAGGGAGUAGAACACAGCAUUUUACGAGAUCUUCAGUUUCUUGGAAAUUUCUCACAUGGAAUAGCCUUCAUUUCUCAGAACAAGAACAGACUGACAAGUUUCAGAAGAAAGUUAUUUGUUUCUGGCCAUUUUGAGUCUGUAAUCGAACCCACAAAUGCUGAUGCUCCAGAUACUCAACUAGUCUAAAGAAGGACAGUUUUAUUGCUUCUUUAAUCAAGACAACAGUUUUCAGCUGUGCUAACAUAAUUGCAAAAGGGUUUUCUAAUGAUCAAUUAGCCUUUUAAAAUGAUAAACUUGGAUUAGCUAACACAACGUGCCAUUGGAACACAGGAGUGAUGGUUGCUGAUAAUGGGCCUCUGUACACCUAUGCAAAUAUUCCAUACAAAAUCUGCCAUUUCCAGCUAAAAUAGUCAUUUUCAACAUUAACAAUGUCUACACUGUAUUUCUGAUCAAUUUGAUGUUAAUUUAAUGGACAAAAAAUGCUUCUUUAAUGGACAAAAAAUGCUUUCUAAGUGACCCCAAACGAACGGUAGUAUAUACUGUACAUAUGAUGGGAUGUAUAGACAUUAUAGACAGUAUGUGGAUAUAAUAUGUUGUAUAUCUGUAGAAUAUGUAGGACAGAAUAGUAUAUGUACAGCAAUAGUUAAAUAGAAUACAGUAUAUACAUAUGAAAUGAGUACAACAGUAUGUAAACAUGAUUAAAGUGACCUGUGUUCCAUGGCUAUGUAAAUAGGGCGGCAGCCUCUGAAGGUGCAUGGUAGAGUAACCAGGUGGUAGCCGGCUAGUGACAGUGACUAAAUUCAGGUCAGAGUACUGGGCAGAGGCUGGCUAGUGGUGACUAUUUAACAGUCUGAUGGCCUUGAGAUAGCAGCUGUUUUUCAGUCUCAGUAUCAUUAUUCAUGUUUACUGGCUACUUGUACUGUCUAGUUUGAAUGGAGCUGGUGGUCUAAGCCAAUAAUGAGUAUAUACUGUAUGUGGUCUAUCUCUGUUGUGAUUGGCCUCUGUGACUUAAUGCUGUCUUCCCAGAACAAACUAUUAGGUCUGUUAUUACAUUGCCGUUGUGCUACCACUGUAUUAACACUGUCUGUCUCUCUCCCUCUCUCUCAGAGGGAGGAAUGCUAUGGCGGUGUCUCAGAGUAGUGUUAGUACGUGGAGCAGUAAGCAGGUGUCUGGCUGGCUGAAGCAGGAGGGGUUUGGGCAGUAUGUGGAGCUGCUGUGUUCUAAACAUCGUGUGGAUGGCCCCAGCCUGCUGACUCUAAGGGAGGCUGACCUGCGUGAACCCCCUCUGAGCCUCACUGUGCUGGGGGACAUCAAGAGGCUGGCCCUGGCCCUGCGGAGGCUCCAAAUACAGAACCAGAAGCAAAUGGAGGAGCUGGGGUUAGGGUUAGGGGGAUUAGGGGCUGCUGCUGGGGGGGACAGGGCCUGUCACGGGGAAGACUGGGGGGAUCACAGGGCUGACAGGCGGUGUAAUAGAGGGGAUCGUGUGUGUAACGGGGCAGGGCGCCGUCAGGUGGACUGUGGGGUCUCAGGGUCAUGGUCAGGGUCGCGACCCCGGUCAGGGAUGGCGUUAGAAGAAGACCAGUGCCACAUUCAUUCCACUGGGGACAGGAAGUGCCGUCUAGGGCGUCUGGACCCAGAGCUGUGGAAGACAGUAGUCAGCUCUGUUUACGUCAUGCUCGUCUUCGGAUUUACCUCCUUCGUCAUGGUGAUCGUCCACGACCGCGUUCCCGAUAUGACAAUUUACCCGCCACUGCCCGACAUCUUCCUGGAUAGUGUACCCAGAAUCCCUUGGGCUUUUGCGAUGGCGGAGGCUUGUGGUUUAAUCCUAGUUUACAUCUUCCUGUUGGUCCUACUACUACACAAACACAGGUCUAUCAUAUUGCGGCGUCUGUGUUCUCUGAUUGGAACAGUGUUUCUGCUGCGUUGCGUCACCAUGUUUGUUACCUCCCUCUCUGUACCUGGACAACAUCUACAGUGCUCCAGUAAGAUGUAUGGUGAUACGUGGUCUAAGGUCCAGAGGGUGUUUGCUAUAUGGAGUGGCUUUGGCAUGACGCUGAAUGGAGUGGAUACCUGUGGAGAUUACAUGUUCUCUGGUCACACUGUGGUACUCACCAUACUCAACUUCUUCAUCACAGAGUAUACUCCUCGUAGCUGGCACCUGAUCCAUACCGUCUCCUGGGUACUGAAUCUGUUUGGUAUCUUCUUCAUCCUGGCGGCUCAUGAGCACUACUCCAUAGAUGUGUUCAUAGCUUUCUACAUCACCACCAGGCUGUUCCUGUAUUACCACACUCUGGCCAACACCAGGGCCUUCCAACACAGCCGCCGGGCUCGGAUCUGGUUCCCCAUGUUCUCCUUCUUCGAGUGUAACGUCAACGGUCCUGUUCGUAACCAGUACAACUGGCCCUUCAGUGGGCCUGCCUGUAUGAAGACACUGAUUGGAUAACACAACUGGCCCUUCAGUGGGCCUGCCUGUAUGAAGACACUGAUUGGAUAACACAACUGGCCCUUCAGUGGGCCUGCCUGUAUGAAGACACUGAUUGGAUAACACAACUGGCCCUUCAGUGGGCCUGCCUGUAUGAAGACACUGAUUGGAUAACACAACUGGCCCUUCAGUGGGCCUGCCUGUAUGAAGACACUGAUUGGAUAACACAACUGGCCCUUCAGUGGGCCUGCCUGUAUGAAGACACUGAUUGGAUAACACAACGCAGCACACACAGAUAGGUUUAGGCUUUAUUUAGUGUCAGGGUUCAAUUGGCCAGAUUUGAACUCCAACCUGGGGAAUUAACUGUGUUCUAGAUUCUAAAGAAUUGCAUAUUGUACUUUCAGUAAUAUACAGAUAAUGUAUGGCUAGCAGUAGAUAUUGAGCUGUGUAUAAUGUAUGGCUAGCAGUAGAUAUUGAGCUGUGUAUAAUGUAUGGCUAGCAGUAGAUAUUGAGCUGUGUAUAAUGUAUGGCUAGCAGUAGAUAUUGAGCUGUGUAUAAUGUAUGGCUAGCAGUAGAUAUUGAGCUGUGUAUAAUGUAUGGCUAGCAGUAGAUAUUGAGCUAGCCAUACAUUAU
Molecule: messenger RNA, 5732 nt
Organism: Oncorhynchus nerka (sockeye salmon)
Lineage: Eukaryota; Metazoa; Chordata; Actinopteri; Salmoniformes; Salmonidae
Product: sphingomyelin synthase-related protein 1-like
Exons: 5
Coding region: 3798-5120 (440 amino acids)
Biological process (GO): ceramide biosynthetic process
Cellular component (GO): plasma membrane; endoplasmic reticulum membrane; Golgi membrane
Molecular function (GO): protein binding; ceramide cholinephosphotransferase activity; sphingomyelin synthase activity
Source: RefSeq, a predicted model, not a curated record